AUAUAUAUAUAUAUAUAUAUAUAUAUAUAUAUUUACACACAUCUAUUUGACAUACAACUGAGUGACAACUGGUAUUUAUUUAGCAAGCAAUCAACCAGUAGUUGCUCAUCAUUUAUUAUCCGGAAAGAGGAUUUAUUGUGAGUAUUUACGAAAAAUAAAAAAAUCAGUUUUGAACAAUUUCUCAUCGUUCAACAUCCCAUUGAACAUUGUACAAACAAAUUUAAAUUUUUAAAAGAAAAAAAAAGAAGAAACAAAACAAAAUGGUAUCUGCUGCAAGGAUAAUUUAUCUUGUAGCCGUAAUCACAGCUGUUAUCUGUGCUAUUAUAGCGCUAGCAAUAAGUCCAUUUAUGAAACAUAAUGGUUUGGUGACAAGUUCACAGAAAGUCAAUCUAGCAUUCAUCAUAAUUGGUACAAUCUGUUUGAUUGUAGCAGCAAUUCUUGUAAUUAUUACAUUUAUCAAAUAUGAUACAAUGGUUUUUAUGAUUGUAAUCAUUGUUUUAUUAGGAUUAGCAAUUCUAUGUUUCAUCAUCGCAUUGGUUGUGAUUGAUAUGAAUCCAGGCUAUUUAGGUUGGUUGUUAGCCGCGUUAUGGGUAACAUUCUUAUGUUUAUUAAUUGCUAUCAUCAUUUGGGUGACAAAUACUGAUUGAAAUAAAUAAAAUAUUCCUUUUGUUUUUCCAUUUUGUACAUGAAUUUUUGUUUGUAAUGAUUGGUUUUAUUUUUAAAUAAAUGUAUUCUUUUUAAAAAAAA
Messenger RNA from Schistosoma turkestanicum, 747 nucleotides. Lineage: Eukaryota; Metazoa; Platyhelminthes; Trematoda; Strigeidida; Schistosomatidae. The record is from the annotation of a GenBank genome assembly.